Tauraco erythrolophus (red-crested turaco) is the source of this 2520-nucleotide messenger RNA. The record is from RefSeq and is a predicted model, not a curated record. Lineage: Eukaryota; Metazoa; Chordata; Aves; Musophagiformes; Musophagidae.
AUGGCGCGGGGGGAGCGGGUGGGUGCAGCGGGGUGGGCACAGCCGGGGGUGUUGCUCUGCGAGGUGCAGGGGCUGCGGCCCGGGACUCUGCCAAGAAUCCCAGACAGCCCUGCACACAGCGGCGUCUUCCAGAGCAAGAAGAGAAAUUGCACAGUAGUUUAUAAGGCAAUGCUGGAGGUUUCAUCUGAGAGCAGGGACAGGAGAUUCCCUUUCCAGGGUCAGCUGAAAGGGGCUGGAGCAAUGAGCUCGCUGUUUUACUCGGAGAAGCAGGAUCUGGGGAAGGUGUACGGUGUGGAGUCCUACGUCCUGAGCCCAUCACAGACCAAGGACCUGUACCCGCUGAUGAACAUCGAUGACCUGUACGGCACACUGUAUGUCCCCAAGGACGGCACCAUGGAUCCAGCUGGUACCUGCUCAACUCUUGCCAGAGCAGCAACUGCCAGAGGCGCUACGAUCAUCGAGAACUGCCCAGUCACUGGCAUCCAGGUCAGAGCCGAUGAUUUCGGGGUGAAGAGGGUGUAUGCGGUGGAGACAGCCCAUGGGACCAUCCAGACUCCCUGCGUGGUGAACUGCGCAGGGGUGUGGGCACGCGCACUGGGCCGGCUGGCCGGCGUGCACGUGCCGCUGGUGGGGAUGCAUCACGCCUACGUGGUGACCGAGCGCAUCGAGGGCAUUCAGAACAUGCCAAACGUUCGCGAUCACGACGCCUCGGUGUAUCUCCGUCUCCAAGGCGAUGCCCUUUCCGUGGGUGGAUAUGAGUCAAACCCAAUCUUCUGUGAGGAGGUAUCUGAAAAAUUUGCUUUUGGCCUCUUUGAUCUGGACUGGGAUGUUUUCACGCAACACAUUGAAGGUGCCGUCAACAGAGUGCCAGUGCUGGAGCAAACGGGCAUCAAAUCCACCGUGUGCGGGCCAGAGUCAUUCACGGCUGACCAUAAACCGCUCAUGGGGGAAGCCCCAGAGGUCCGAGGCUUCUUCCUUGGCUGUGGUUUCAACAGUGCUGGAAUGAUGCUGGGAGGCGGCUGCGGGAGGGAGCUGGCUCACUGGAUCAUCCACGGGCGGCCGGAGAAGGACAUGUAUGGCUACGACAUCAGGAGGUUUCACCACUCCCUCACCAACAACAACCGCUGGAUCCGGGAGCGGAGCCACGAGUCCUACGCCAAGAACUACUCCGUCGUCUUCCCCCACGACGAGCCGCUGGCGGGGCGCAACGUGAGGAAGGACCCCCUGCACGAGGAGCUGCUGCAACAGGGCUGCGUUUUCCAGGAGCGGCACGGCUGGGAGCGGCCUGGCUGGUUCAGCCCCGGGGGAGCUGCCCCGGUCCUGGAUUACGACUACUACGGCGCGUAUGGCCAGGAGCGCCACAGGGACUACACCUACAACCAGCUGCUGGGAAAUGAGUACACCUUUGACUUCCCCCCCCACCAUGACAUCAUCAAGAACGAAUGCUUAACGUGCCGAAAUGCCCUGGCUCUCUUCAACAUGUCUUAUUUUGGGAAAUUCUACCUGGUUGGCCCUGAAGCAACCAAAGCAGCAAACUGGCUGUUCACUGCCGACGUGAGCAAAGCACCAGGCUCGACCGUGUACACCUGCAUGUUGAACAAGCGAGGCGGUGUGGAGAGCGACCUGACCGUCAGCCGGAUCAGCCCCGGGGACCCAGCGUCCCCCCUGGCCCCCGCCUUUGAAGGGGACGGCUACUACCUGGCUAUCGGCGGGGCCGUGGCUCAGCACAACUGGUCACACAUCACCACUGUGCUGCAGGACAUGAAGCUCCAGUGCAAACUCCUCGACUGCUCGGAGGAGCUGGGCAUGAUGAGCAUCCAGGGUCCCCUGAGCCGCGCCGUCCUCCAAGAAGUGCUCGACACCGACCUCAGCAACGAGGCCUUCCCCUUCUCCACCCACAAACUCGCCACGGCCGCAGGAUGCACGGUCCGUGCCAUGAGGUUGUCGUUCGUCGGCGAGAUGGGCUGGGAGCUGCACGUGCCCAAGGCGGACUGCGUGAAGGUUUACCAGGCGGUGAUGCAGGCGGGUGCCCGGCACGGCAUUACCAACGCCGGCUACAGAGCCAUCGACAGCCUCAGCAUCGAGAAAGGGUACAGGCACUGGCACGCAGACCUGCGCCCUGAUGAUACCCCACUAGAAGCAGGCUUGGCCUUCACCUGCAAGCUCAAGUCCAGCAUCCCCUUCCUGGGCCGGGAGGCUGUGGAGGCUCAGAAAGCCAAGGGCAUCUUCCGCCGCCUCGUCUGCUUCACCACCGAGGAGAAGGUGCCGAUGUUCGGCCUGGAGGCGAUCUGGCGGGACGGCAAGGUGGUCGGCCACAUCCGUCGGGCAGACUUUGGAUUUGCCAUUGACAAAACCAUCGCCUACGGCUGGGUUCACCAGGGCUCUGCCCUGCAGGUCUCGCUGGAUUUCGUGAGGAGUGGCAGCUACCAGCUGGAGCGGAUGGGAGUGACCUACGCUGCCCAGGCACACACCAAGUCCCCGUUCGACCCGGACAACAAGCGAGUGAAGGGCUUUUACUGA